AUGGCUUUAGGUGAUUCUGGAAUUUCUACUAUCUCAUCCGAUAAGUCAGAGUUCAAAAUCAACUUGGAUGUUCAGCAGUUCAAGCCAGAUGAACUUAAAGUGAAAGUAGUUGAUGACUAUCUAGUAAUUGAAGGAAAACAUGAAGAGAGAUCCGAUGAACACGGUUUCAUCACUCGUCAGUUUACCCGCCGUUACAAGAUUCCUCAGGAUGUAGAUCAAAGUGCAAUUGAAUCCAACUUGUCAACUGAUGGUGUGCUUACCCUCAAAGCCAAGAAGAAGCCAACACCAGAAAUAGAAGGCAGAACUAUCCCAAUUGUUCAAACAAAGACGCCAGCGGUGACUAAUGAAAAGGAUAAGAAGUCUGAAAAAACAGAAGAAAAAAUGGAACAAUAA
Nezara viridula (southern green stink bug) is the source of this 393-nucleotide messenger RNA. The record is from the annotation of a GenBank genome assembly. Lineage: Eukaryota; Metazoa; Arthropoda; Insecta; Hemiptera; Pentatomidae.